AUGGAUGCGCGCCAGUCAACGCUGAUGCGCGCCAGUCAACGCGGAUGCGCGCCAGUCAACGCUCGUGCUGGCGCGUCAGUGGACGACCCGGCUGCUCCACACCACACGUUAUCGAUGAGUAUCGCUCCACUCCAGUCAUCUCUUUUUUUGUCUCACAUCGCUGCCUGUAGCACACCCUACCCCCCCCAAGUCUCAGCUAAGUUGCAUCCAUUGAACGUCCCUGGUGCUGCUCGGGUCAACGUCCGCUCUGCUCGUGUCAACGCCUUUCUGCUCGGGUCAACGCCUUUCUGCUCGGGUCAACGCCGUUCUGCUGCAGUCAAGGCAGCAUCGAAAGAUAAGUAUCCCUCCAACCCGCCUCUGCUCUCUGCUCCCCACCCGCGCGUUUCGCAUGCCUUCGCUUUGCAUGUCUGCUCGUCCGCUCAUCAGCACACCCAGCUCCUUGGUACGGUACCAGGUAGUUUCGAUGCCUGCGCGGACCUCCCUCCUGCUUGCGCGGACGAUGCUGCUGCCUUCGCGGAUGACAUGGCUGCCUUCACAGAUGAGUAUCACCACCCUUCUCCCCAACCUCCUCUGCCUUUGAUUUUAUCAUCAUCCAUCAUUAUCUCGCCCACGCAUUGCUCAUGUCACCCCACCUGCUCGCACCACACUCAAGGGUUCCCCCAGGUCUCAGGUUGCUCUGGACGCGCAUGCUCUGGACGCGCAUGCAGCGAGCUGGCGGGCAGCAGGGCGCUCUUCGGCUGCACCGACCGCCUGCCACGCGCUUCUCCCAAGAGAUCAGAUGAGUACCUCCGCUCCUCCCUCUCUGCCUCCGCCUUUUCCUGCUUCUGCAAUGUCUCACUUUCAAGCACCGCACGUCGCUCUAGCUGCACGCCCCAGGGCUCCCCAGGUACCUUGGCUGUUCUCUGCUCUCCACUCCACGCUGCUUCUGCUGAGCGGACUGUCACCAUGAUUGGCGGACCUCUGCGUGGCCCUCCACUCAACUCCAAGCUGCUGCGCGGACUGUCACUGCCACUGUCGGACCGAGGGGCUGCAGUGUGUCAGGUAAGCCAGCAAGCCUCCCACCUCACCCUCACAUGA
Molecule: messenger RNA, 1077 nt
Organism: Closterium sp. Naga37s-1
Lineage: Eukaryota; Viridiplantae; Streptophyta; Zygnematophyceae; Desmidiales; Closteriaceae
Source: the annotation of a GenBank genome assembly